AUGUUAAGAUCUGUUUUCACUAGACAAUCUUUACGUGCAUACUCUACAAAGACUCAUGAUCUAGUGGUCAUCGGAGGUGGUCCAGCAGGUUAUGUGGCUGCUAUUAAAGCUGCUCAAUUAGGUUUCGAUACUGCUUGUAUUGAGAAGCGUGGGAAACUAGGUGGUACAUGUUUAAAUGUCGGUUGUAUUCCAUCUAAAGCAUUAUUAAAUAACUCUUUGUUCUAUCAUCAAAUUCUUACGGAUUCAAAGAAUAGAGGUGUUGAUGUCGACCCAAAAGCUGUUGGUUUAAAUUUUAAGAAUUUUAUGGCUGCAAAGGAAAAAGUCGUUAAUCAACUAACUGGUGGUGUUGAAAUGUUAUUUAAGAAAAAUAAAGUCACUUAUUACAAAGGUGAAGGUGCAUUUAAUUCAGAGACCGAAGUUAUGGUAAAACCUGUUGAAGGUUUAAAAGGUACAGUGGAAGAAGAAGUCAUGUUAAAGGCUAAAAAUAUUUUAAUCGCUACUGGUUCAGAAGUUUCUCCAUUCCCAGGUAUUACUAUCGAUGAAGAACGUAUUGUUUCCUCGACAGGUUGUCUAUCAUUAAAUGAAGUACCAAAAAGAUUAGCUAUUAUUGGUGGUGGUAUUAUUGGAUUAGAGAUGGGUUCUGUAUACAAUAGAUUAGGUUCAAAAGUUACAGUUUUGGAAUUUCAACCAAAGAUUGGUGCUUCUAUGGAUGAUGAAGUUGCCACCACUACACAAAAAUUAUUAAAGAAACAAGGUAUUAAUUUUAAAUUACAAACAAAAGUCAUGUCGGCCACCAGAAAUGGUGAUAUAGUCAACAUUGAAAUGGAAAAUGCAAAGACAGGGGAGAAAGAAUCUAUUGAAGCCGAUGUCCUAUUAGUUGCAGUCGGAAGAAGACCUUACGUUCAGGGGUUAAAUGCUGAAAAGAUUGGUCUAGAAGUUGAUAAGAAAGGCAGACUAGUCAUUGAUGAUAAAUAUAGUACUAAACAUCCAAAUAUUAAAGUCAUUGGAGAUGUUACUUUUGGUCCUAUGUUAGCACAUAAAGCUGAAGAAGAAGGUAUUGCUGCAGUAGAAAUCUUUAAGACUGGCUAUGGUCAUGUUAAUUACAAUAAUAUUCCAUCUGUGAUGUAUUCUCAUCCUGAAGUCGCUUGGGCUGGGAAGACCGAACAAGAAUUAAAAGCUGAUGGUAUAGAAUAUAAAGUCGGUAAAUUCCCAUUCAUUGCUAAUUCAAGAGCUAAGACUAACCAAGAUACUGAUGGAUUUGUUAAGAUCUUGAUCGAUGCAAAGACUGAAAGAUUAUUAGGGGCUCAUAUUAUUGGUCCAAAUGCUGGUGAAAUGAUUGCUGAAGCCGGUUUGGCUCUAGAGUACGGUGCAUCUGCCGAAGAUAUUGCUAGAGUUUGUCAUGCUCAUCCAACUUUAUCGGAAGCCUUCAAAGAAGCUAACAUGGCUGCCUUUGAUAAACCAAUUAACUUCUAA
Messenger RNA from Maudiozyma saulgeensis, 1473 nucleotides. Lineage: Eukaryota; Fungi; Ascomycota; Saccharomycetes; Saccharomycetales; Saccharomycetaceae. The record is from the annotation of a GenBank genome assembly.